Magnolia sinica is the source of this 2204-nucleotide messenger RNA. RefSeq lists its product as uncharacterized. NCBI's taxonomy places the organism in Eukaryota, Viridiplantae, Streptophyta, Magnoliopsida, Magnoliales, Magnoliaceae. The transcript is spliced from 5 exons. Bases 271 to 1944 code for a protein of 557 amino acids. The record is from RefSeq and is a predicted model, not a curated record.
ACCAGAGAGAAAAUAAGAACAGGAACUAGUGCUGCAAAUUCCUCACAUUCUCUCGAGUCAGCAGUAGCAGGAGAUCAUUGAAGCUAUUUUUACUGACUUUAAUGGCAGCGACCCACUUCCCCUUUUUUCCAUUAAUCAAUCCCAGAAUUACAUUUUUGUCUUUUUUCUGAAAAGGAAAGGGAAGGGCCAUGGAAAAGAAGAAGGAAGAGAAACUCACUCAGAAGAAUCAGGAAAUAGAAUCACAUGAAUAUUUGAUGGGUCUUGUUGCUUAUGGAUGCACAUAAAAAGAUAAUCAAAUAUGGUAUUUGGACCGCUGAAUGCCAGAAACAAACCGGUGUGGAUCGUCUUAGAAAGAACUCCAAAGUUGGUAGCCCUCCACAUGACGCUGUAUCUUCGCAAGCUCAGCAAUACAUACCGACUCUUCAAUGGCCAUAUACGCCUCAGCCAUCCACUGUAGAACACACACUUAGUAGACAGUUGCUUAACACCCAACAAAACUCUCCAGCAAUCUUAAACCAAAGACAAGCCCCGUUGCUCAACCCCCAACAGCAGCAACCGAAUUCCAUCAACCAUCAUCACCAACACGGGCAAUUGCAAGUAACUCCAUCGCUUGGGGCCUAUUGGCUGCCUCCACGGCCUGGAUUCCAAGCAGCCUUAACUCCUUAUCAGCCCUUGGCUCCUGCAGGAACCACAGAUUCUAGUUGGCAAGCUCCGGUAGUAGUUGGGGCUUCAUCAGGAAGCGAAUCUAUUUCCACAUAUGGCUAUCAAGGUGGUUAUUAUCCAAUGGGAUUUCCAGGUCCUUGGUAUCCUCCAUCUUUGUGGGGGCAACCACAGCAACCACAGCCUCCAUAUUCUCUGCAUUAUCCAGCUUGCACUGGAGGAUAUGAUCACUUUGCAGUACCACCGCCAGCAUCAGAAAGUUUGUCAUUUGGACAACCACAUCAGAGAGGAAUUAUGCAGCUUCAAGCGAAACUUUCUCAGAAACACCAGCGGAUAUGGGAAGCACAAUCAGCUGAAAAUGUUCAUCUUCGAACUGCUCUUUGCCGCGUGGAAGCAGAACUGGCUACACACCGGAGUAAGCUACUAAAGCUGGAGGCUGAGGUUUCAUCCUUGAAAACACAGCGGGAUUCUGCAGCAGAGGGAUCCGCCAGGGCUGGUGCCAUUCCUGCUGUACAAACAUCAAAGAGAGGGAGACCAAAGAGACCCAUUGCUUCAGUCAGUUCAUUACCCUUUACUGAUGAUUUACAACCCAAAACUCGCGGAAGAAAGCCCGCAUCAUGUAAAGUUGAAACUGAGAUUAAGGGGUUGAUUCCUGAGAAAGAAAGCUUAAACAAGGAAGAAGAUAGAGCAAAAGCCUGUCAGCCAGUGCUUGGUAUUGGCCCGGCAUCUUUUCAAGGGGAAACUGAUGGAAAGAUCUCAAACACUUUUGUGAAUGGCUGCCCCUCCGAGCUCUGUGGAAGCAAGCUUAAGCUCUCUCCGGAUGUCCAAACCAUACCAACAUUUCAAAAUCAAGUGCAUUACAGUCCCAGAGUCCAAAUCAGUCCGGUCAGUCUCACUCCCGCUGUGGAAAUGAAAGGACAGGACGACAAGGAAGAAUGCCGGAAGACUGCCUUCUCCAUCCCAUCUCAGCAUAUCAAGGGAGCUGAUGCGGCGGGGACAAGUAAUGGGAACCAUGCGUGGCAAUCGAAUAUCUUAUCCGAGGAUAUCAGGUCGCAUGCUUUCUACGAUGGUGCCAAUAUCAUAAGACAAGGAGGGAAGUUGUUCAGUGGAUGGAGCUUCGUGAAUCAGGAUGCUUCGGAGGAGCCUGAGGAUGUGGUGGGGUCAGGGAAAGACGAUGAUGAGAUGGAAGAGGAUGUUAGUUCGGCAGCGGAUGAAAUGAGUCAGGCCAAAGCCGAGGGUGGCUUUGGAAUGGAUCCUUCAGCUGUCACCUCCAAUAGGUGGUAACGCAAUAUAAUACUCUACUAAAUAGGCAGGUUAGCAUUUUUUUUCUUGGCAGGUUAGCGAUUGUCAUAUAUCAAUUACAUCUACUUAGGAAAUCGUCUGCUUGCUUGGGUUAGCUUUCUUUUCUAACGAGAAGGAAGUUAGCCUGGGAUUUUGUAAGCUGCAGACUUGUUACACUGACACUUAAACUGAAAUUACAGAUAAAAAGAGACUAGUGUGGAAAUGGUGAUCAAUGCGAAUCUAGUUUUCAGAUUUUGUUUUCA